This is a messenger RNA of Caenorhabditis elegans, 457 nucleotides long. RefSeq lists its product as uncharacterized. The record is from RefSeq and is marked reviewed. The transcript is spliced from 2 exons. The coding region runs from base 108 to 320 and encodes 70 amino acids. NCBI's taxonomy places the organism in Eukaryota, Metazoa, Nematoda, Chromadorea, Rhabditida, Rhabditidae.
AGAGAUGAUACGCCUUCUUUGUUACUGAUAUAAAUCUAAUAGGCUGAUAGGAGGACUUUCAAUAACAAAUUCAAUUUUCAAAGUGAUCGUCUCUUUCUUAUUGAACUAUGUCCAAUUAUUUGAUUACAUUGCUUAUGGUUAUUGUUCUAAUGUUAAUAUCAACCUCGUAUUGUCAAUUAUUUGGUGGAUGGUCCCAACCUUCAUGGGGUUACAAUUCUCAAGGUGUUGGAUACGAUCAAUACGGUAACUCUUUCGAAGGUACUCCACAAAAUGGAAUAUAUUUGUUCUGUAAUGGACAUGGUUGCCCGGGACGUGGAUAAAAUGGAAACUACAUCAAACAUCAAUACGAAACACUUGGGUCGAUUCAUGAUUUAUUUUUCAUUUCUUCUUUGUUUUAUUAUUUACAACACUUUCAGUUUUAUUUGAAAAUUUCAAAUGAACAUUUUAUUAAUUUUUU